Naegleria lovaniensis is the source of this 1392-nucleotide messenger RNA. RefSeq lists its product as uncharacterized. The transcript has a single exon. The record is from RefSeq and is a predicted model, not a curated record. NCBI's taxonomy places the organism in Eukaryota, Heterolobosea, Eutetramitea, Acrasida, Naegleriidae. Bases 1 to 1392 code for a protein of 463 amino acids.
AUGAAGUUGUCCAAAUCUGUAUUGCUUUAUACACUUCUCGCAUUGUUACUCAGUGCUGCAAUUGUAUUCGCUGCUGCUGACACUGAAGCAGUGAAAGGAGGAAAACCUACUGUCAACAGCAAGAAAUCUCCAAAACCAACCGGAGUGAAAAUCACCGUUCCAAAACCAUUGAAGAAAUGGAGAGUGUUCAAGAGUAGUUCUCUCACCAAGAAUUUCAACAAGACUUCAAGAAAGAUCAAGAAGGCAGUCAAGAAGGCAUCUAAAAAGGCAAAGAAGGCCAUCAAGAAGGCUCAACGAAAAGCAACCAAGAAGGCCAAAAAGAUCUUGAAAAAGCUCACUUCUAAAUACUUGAAAUGGAAGAGACUCUCCAAGAGAUUCAUGACCAAGUAUAAGAAGGCAUAUAAGAAGGCUCGUCGUUUCACUCGUAAGGUUGGAGGAAUCAUUGCCAAGAAGUACAGAAGAACAGCAAGAGCAUUGAAGAGAAAGGCCAAGAAGUGUCAACGAAAGGCUAGAAAAUUGAAGAAACAAGUCAAGAAGGCAAAGAAGGCAGUGAAGAAGGCUGCCAAGAAGGCCAUCAAGAAGAUUCAAAAGAAGGCUGCUCGUCGAUUGGGUCUCAAGAAGAAGCAAGUGAAGAAACUCAACAAGGUUGUGAAAAAGUUGUUGGUAUUGAAGAAGAAAUUAGGCAAGCAAUGGUCUUUGAAAUCCAUUCCAGACAAGAUUAAACUUUUGGCUGGCAAGUUGAAGAUUGUGCGAGGAAAGUGCUCUAUCAAGAGAAAGAUUCAAAAGAAGAAGCAACAAAAGAAGGCCAGAAAGACUGCCAAGAAGGUCAAGAAGGUUGGAAAGAAGUGCACCAAGCAAGCUAAAAAGCAAGAAAAGAAGGCUAACAAGUCUGUCCGAAAGGCCAAGAACAUUAUCAAGAAGGCCAAGAAGUUGAUCAAGAAGGGCAAUAAGAAGAUUGUCAAGAAGGUCAUCAAGAAGGCAAUUAAGAAGGCCAAGAAGGCAAUCAAGAGAGCCAAGAAAGCUGUGAAGAGUGCAAAGAAGGCAGUGAAGAAGGUCAAGCAAAUUAAGAGAAAGGUUGAAAAGAAACUCGAUCGAGAGGUCAAGAAGGUCAGAAAGGCUAUUCGUCGCAACAAGAGAGUUCUCAUCAAAAAGUGCCAAAAGAAGAUUAAGAAAUUCAGAAAGUUUUUGAAGAAGUUGAACAAGAAGGUCAAGAAGGCUGUGAAGAGACUCAAGAAGAUUACCAAGAAGGCAAAGAAGACCAUUAAGAAGGCAAAGAAGGUUAAGAAGCAAGCUAAGAAGGUUCUCAGAAAGGUUUCCAAGAAGAAUAAGGGAAGCGUUAUUGUUAGACUCAUCAGAAGAUUGAACAAGCUUCAAAAAUGCAAGAAGAAUUAA